CUUGAUUGCGGGUUUUAAAACGGGUAUUCGGGUCAAGAAGAACCCUAAUUUCGUCUUUUGAAAGCGGAGAGGGGGGAAAAAAAAAAGAGGGAACAAAGAGAAUGAUGCUAUUGUUGCGGCGAUUCAAUCGAGUUCGGAUUGCUUCCCCUUGCUCCGUUCGGCUUCUAUCUGGAAUCCCCAUUUCAGGAGAGAAGCUUCGAUGUCAGGAAGAGGACCAGUCCAGUUACGAUCAGAAAACAGUAUGCGACGCGCUCACAUGUUACAGCAACGAUUGGCAAAAAGCGUUGGAGUUUUUCAAUUGGGUCGAGAAAGAAUCCGGAUUUAGACACACCACCGAGACGUUCAAUCGGAUGAUUGACAUUUUGGGUAAGUAUUUCGAGUUCGAAACUUCGUGGGGAUUGAUCAACCGGAUGGUCUUAAACCCUGAAUCUGUGCCGAAUCAUGUUACGUUUCGUAUAGUCUUUAAGCGUUAUGUGACGGCUCAUCUUGUUCAGGAGGCUAUUGAUGCGUAUGAUAAGUUGGAUGGUUUUAAUCUGAGAGACGAAACAUCUUUUUAUAAUCUGGUUGAUGCGCUUUGUGAGCAUAAACAUGUGGUUGAAGCUGAGGAGCUUUGUUUCGGGAAGAAUGUGAUGAUGAUUGGUAAUGGUUUUAGUGUUAGUAAUAAUACAAAGAUUCAUAAUUUGAUUCUUCGUGGCUGGUCUAAAUUGGGAUGGUGGGGUAAAUGCAAGGAGUAUUGGGAGAAGAUGGACUCUGAAGGUGUUGCUAAGGAUUUGUUUUCGUAUUCUAUUUACAUGGAUAUUAUGUGCAAGAGUGGUAAACCUUGGAAAGCUGUGAAAUUGUUUAAGGAGAUGAAGAGUAGAAGGAUAAAGCUCGAUGUGGUUGCGUAUAACACUGUGAUCCGCGCCAUUGGUGUCUCCCAGGGUGUUGAGUUUGGUAUCAGGGUGUUUCGAGAGAUGAGGGAAAGAGGCUGCGUGCCUAACGUUGCGACGCAUAACACGAUCAUUAAACUUUUGUGUGAAGAUGGGAGGCUGAGGGAUGCGUAUCGGAUGCUUGAUGAGAUGUCUAAGAAAGGAGGAUGUCAACCUGAUUCGAUUACUUAUAUGUGCCUCUUUGCCCGUCUGGAGAAACCGAGUGAGAUCCUUAGCCUGUUUGGGAGGAUGAUAAGGAGUGGAGUGAGGCCAAAGAUGGAUACUUAUGUGAUGCUGAUGAGGAAGUUUGAGAGAUGGGGAUUUCUUCAGCCGGUUUUACAUGUGUGGAAGACGAUGAAAGAGUCUGGGGAUACUCCUGAUUCAGCUGCUUAUAACGCUGUGAUUGAUGCUUUGAUUCAGAAAGGAAUGUUGGAUAUGGCUAGGGAAUAUGAGGAGGAAAUGAUUGAAAGAGGGCUAUCUCCAAGGAGAAGGCCUGAGUUGGUAGAAAAGUCCUUGGACGAAACGCUGGUUGUAGAUAAUAGUUAACUCUAUUGAAGAAACAGAAGGUCUUUGGCUAUGUGUUAUAAAAACAGACAUGAAGCGAUAGAGGUAGCUUCUGGUGAUAUGCGUCCUGUAUUGAAGAAAUCUCCCCAGAGGCAUAUCAUCUUUGCCAUAAAUUGCACACGUCUCUCCUCACAACUGAGGAGGAAACACUGAGGUUCAUUGAGAGGAUUUUUAAGGAAUCUGGUGGUGGUGUGUGUGUGUCGGAAGCCAUAAUCUGAUGAAUGGAUUUUGGAAGAGGUGAUGGCUACAUAUAAGUUGAAGAGAGAUCUAGUGACUUCUCAAGAGUCAAGACUCUUUCCACGGUGAAUUUUCUAGUUUGCACUUGUUUUGAUCAUCUAUUCAUUCUCUUGGAAGUUGGAAAUGCAGGAUGGAGCAAGCGGAUAAGUGAAAAAACCAUCAGACCUGAGCGAAACAGUUUUAUUGUAUUUGAAAUUUUUUGAACUAAAGAAUAGGACAGGACACAUGAACUGUAAUUGUUUUCUAUCACCCAAUAAUUUAUUCCCUUAAUUACAAUUUUAAGAAGGAAAAAUGCCACGGCAAAAGCAAGGCAGAAAAA
Camelina sativa (false flax) is the source of this 2028-nucleotide messenger RNA. Its product is annotated as pentatricopeptide repeat-containing protein At1g80550, mitochondrial. The record is from RefSeq and is a predicted model, not a curated record. Gene Ontology annotation, cellular component: chloroplast; mitochondrion. Gene Ontology annotation, biological process: mitochondria-nucleus signaling pathway; chloroplast-nucleus signaling pathway. NCBI's taxonomy places the organism in Eukaryota, Viridiplantae, Streptophyta, Magnoliopsida, Brassicales, Brassicaceae. Gene Ontology annotation, molecular function: mRNA binding; protein binding.